Messenger RNA from Marmota monax (woodchuck), 5100 nucleotides. RefSeq names its product metallophosphoesterase domain containing 1 (gene Mpped1). Lineage: Eukaryota; Metazoa; Chordata; Mammalia; Rodentia; Sciuridae. Gene Ontology annotation, molecular function: hydrolase activity. The coding region runs from base 3054 to 4034 and encodes 326 amino acids. The record is from RefSeq and is a predicted model, not a curated record. The transcript has 7 exons.
AGAAGAUCUGGAUUGAAGUAGAUCCUCAAAAUUCUGAUGCGGCAGUCUCCGAGGUCACCCACAUGUGGGAUGAAGCACCUCAGAUGUAGGUCCUGUGUGAGGUUCUGGAAUGGCACACCCACCCAGGCCGGUACCCUGGGUCUGCACUUAUGGACCAAUAGGCAGGUCUAGAUUAGGUAACAGAUGGGAUUUUGGGGGUGUUUUUCCUAGUGCCCAAACGGCAUCAGAAAUACACAGACUGAUGUAUGGAAUGAUUGUUCAAGAAAAGCUGCUUUUCAACAUUUCCGAGUCCAGCCUUGGGACUACGAGACCUUCCUCCGAUGAGAGUGAUUGAGUUCCGUUGUUCUGCCUUGAACUUGCUGCCUUCCCAGCCAGGCAGCCACAGCCCCUCCUGUGCCCAUCUCUUUCCACUCAUUUGAGGAAUUAAGGGUGGGUGCUGGGUUUCAGGGAAGGGGAGUCUGCAAGGAGAAAAAGCAGCAUUCUGGGUGUGGGUGCUGGACUUCUGGAAAAAACAAAAUCCUCCCCAGUCAUCUUUCAAUCUGUCCAAAUGCCUUCCUUUUUCCAAUUUCAGGCCUGUGAACUGAUCACGAAUAGCGGGGCACAGGAAAUUAAUCGGUCGGGCAAAGACUUUUAACAAGUAAAUAUUAUGCAUAGAAAACACGCAAUUAGUGGAGGUUAGUCAACGCCUUUCAAGUCGAGGGAGCUGCAGUUAGGGGUGGAAUUUCUGCCUUAUCCCAGAAUCGUCUGUCAAAAUCUUUAAAGUGACAAUGUGACAUGUCUCCCCAUUGCCCCUCCUUCACUGGGAACAAAAAAGGGUCUUUGCACAAAUCCCCUUUCCAUUUUCUUCUCUCUGAGAUCUUUCUGUUCAGCAGUGGUACCUUUGUCUGUCAGCACCUCUGGAGUGAAGGACCAGGGCUGGGUUUCCCCAGUACAGAGCCUGAGAAUUGGGUCUUGGGCUUGCUCUUGUCAAGGCUGCUGCCCUUUGGGGGAGGCACAGGCCUGCUGUGGGGUGCUCUUCUGGCCUGGACGCCUUGCUCUCCAGGGCAAGAUGUACCCCAUACUCGGGGCUGGAGGAGAGCUGGGAAGGCAGUUCCCUGCACCCCCUGGUUCCUGGUGUGUGCAUGUCCCCACAAUGACACGGCCAACUCACACCCGCUCCAGACGGCCACUGAAAUUGGUUUGGAUCUGAAGAGAUGACUAAAGUGUGCAAAGCAAAAUCCCAGGGAAAAGAGAAACACACAAGGAAGUCAAAAGGGGCCCCUCUGUGGGGUGGUGUCGGGGGGAAGUGUCUUGAUCAGCGUGAUUCUUCCUGGUGCUCGCUGUGGCCCCACCAAUCUGCUGCCGGCACAAUAUUCCCCCCGUAAUGAGAUAAGACUUAGUUAUGCUCUAUUUCCAUUUAAAAUAUCUAUGGCCGACAAAGCAGCCCAAUUUCAUGAAACAAAAAAAACUUAGCAAAUUGAGAUUCAUAUACCAAUUUUGAACUUGUACAGUGACUUGAGAUGCUCCUGGGUCUUCCCAUGCCUGUCUGCAAAGUAUUCUUUUGGGAAUUUUCUUGGAUGUGAGCUUGACCAGCCUGAGGUCAGAACCUGGUCAUUCAUCGUAAAUAGGAGCAGCUGCAGUUAAAAAAAGAAGGAAGGAAGCACGGACAGACAGAAGACAGGAAAGGUGGGAGGAAGGAAAGGAGGGAGGGCGAGAGGGAGAAAUCUCCCUCUGGUUGAUGGUGCUCUGUGUCCAGUUCAGAGCUAGGCAUAACAGGUUCCCUUUCGCCCCCACCUACAUCUGAAGGUGAUGUCUGUCAGGUAGCUUGUCCAUAGCUCAUCUUCGCAUUCUCGCGCCUUUCUUCUGGGGAUCUGAGGCUCAGCGUUGAUGCACAUGAAGCCUUUGGCAUCUCCCAUGCUAAUGUCAUCACUUUCAGGAGAAAAUGAUGCUUCCCUCCAACGUCCCGCGCCUGCCUUCGCUUCUCCCCUCCAGUGCAUUCUUCCGUGUUUUCUGCACAUUCUGCAGCCUGCAAGACUGCAGAACAGAUUGCACUGGCUACCUGAGAAAUGCAGGCCCUUCCCCACACCCUGCCUUUCCCUCUUCACAAGGAAGCGCAGACGCCUUCCCUCUCCCGCAGCUUCGGCCGCCUGGGCUCUGUGCACAGUGCAGUGCAGUGGGGGAAUGAGUUUGUUAUUCAGGCACAUCAGUUAAUUGAUCACACUUUGGAGGUUGAAUCCUCAAUUGCAAAUUCCCACAUGACCACAAAAAAUAUACUUGAACUGAUCGUAAAAAUGGCCAAACCCCAACUGCAGACCGAAGUGUGGAAUGACCAUAGGGCCAACUUGAUUGUGCUCCGGUGACAUCUGCUGAAUAGAUUUCCACGAGAACUGCAGAUCCACGUUGACUUUCUUCGCAAAUUUUAUUUGAAUAUUGAGAGCCAGACCCUCUUGCCUCUCCCCCUCCCUAGCCACCCAAGUCCUGAGCCCCCACUGCCACUGAGCAUGAGCGGGUGGAUCUGUGGGGAGGGGACGCAGGAUGCCGACUUUUCCACAUUCACUUGGUUCCCUUUUGUGUGCGGCAUGCCUGUGUGUGUGUGUGUGUGUGUGUGUGUGUGUGUGAACGGGAUCUGAGCUGCUUCCCCUUGCAACUCCACAGAUACGUGAAUCUCCAAGAGCUUUAUUUUGAAAACUAGGACAUAGCACUUUGCAGAAGAAAAAAUCAGUCCACUCACUAUUAUUUAUGUGAUUGCUGAUCUGCUAGAUGGAUAUAGAAAGCACCAAGAAUUAUAAUAAUUUAUGGAGUGGAGCCCGGGUUUACAAGCAGAUUUCUCUGCCCGAGCUUUGCGGGUUUCUUUUGCAUCUCGGGCCUCGUUCUGUGCACUGGGAUCGGGGAAUAUUCAGAAUUUGAAGAUGAGCCCAGUGAACCAACUGCAUUCAUAUCUAAAAUUAAGGGGAUAAGUGAGCAGCUAUUUGUGGCAGACAGGACAUGAUCCAUCUGUCUGCAGGUCUGGCGGGGGGCCGGGCGGCGGCGGCGGCGGUGGCAGCGGGAGAUGCCCGGGUGGCCCGCGGAGGUCCAUGUGGCGCUCUAGGUGGGAUGCCGGUGUCCUGAAGGCCGAGGCCCUGGCCCUCCUGCCCUGCGGCCUGGGCAUGGCGUUCUCCCAGUCCCACGUGAUGGCCGCGCGGCGGCACCAGCACAGCCGGCUCAUGGUCGAGGUGGACGAGUACAGCUCCAACCCCACGCAGGCCUUCACCUUCUACAACAUCAACCAGGGCCGCUUCCAGCCGCCCCACGUGCAGAUGGUGGACCCGGUGCCUCAUGAUGCCCCCAAGCCACCCGGCUACACGCGCUUUGUCUGCGUCUCUGACACCCACUCGAGGACCGACCCCAUCCAGAUGCCCUACGGUGAUGUGCUGAUCCACGCGGGGGACUUCACGGAGCUGGGGCUCCCGAGCGAGGUGAAGAAAUUCAACGAGUGGCUGGGCAGCCUGCCCUACGAGUACAAGGUGGUGGUGGCCGGCAACCACGAGCUCACCUUCGACCAGGAGUUCAUGGCCGACCUCAUCAAACAGGACUUCUACUACUUCCCGUCUGUGUCCAAGCUGAAGCCCGAGAACUACGAGAACGUGCAGUCGCUGCUGACCAACUGCAUCUACCUGCAGGAUGCCGAGGUCACCGUGCGGGGCUUCCGGAUCUAUGGCUCCCCAUGGCAGCCCUGGUUUUACGGCUGGGGCUUUAACCUCCCACGAGGCCAAGCCCUGCUGGAGAAAUGGAACCUCAUUCCUGAAGGUGUUGACAUCCUGAUCACGCAUGGACCGCCACUGGGCUUCCUGGACUGGGUCCCCAAGAAGAUGCAGCGGGUGGGCUGCGUGGAGCUGCUCAACACCGUGCAGAGGCGCGUCCAGCCGCGGCUGCACGUCUUCGGCCACAUCCAUGAAGGGUACGGUGUCAUGGCGGAUGGGACGACCACCUAUGUGAACGCGUCCGUGUGCACUGUGAACUACCAGCCUGUGAACCCGCCCAUCGUCAUCGACCUCCCCACGCCCCGGAACUCCUGACUGCCCCCGCUGCCCCGCUCCAGCGCCCGCAUCAGCUGCGCACGCCCGGCCGAGCUCGGGUCCCCAGCCACGCGCCCUUGUACCAGAGCAGCCCAGACCAGCCCCCUGGCCGUGGGGACCCGCCCUGCCUGGGGCUGAGGCCUGGAAUAGAGGAAAUCACCUUCACUGUCACCUCCGCCUCCUGCAGCUGGGGCCCAGUGCUGGCCCCCUCCCCUCUGCCCGUUCCUCCCUGUGCGCCUGGCCCAGGGACCAGCAGGGGGACCGGCAGGCUCACUCCCCAUCUUGCUUGGGAAAUGACUGGCUCACCCUCCCGCCCAGCUGGAUGCCCUCCUCCCGGGUCUGGGAAGCCGCUGCUCUUGGAAGGUUCUGGAAGUGCUUGCACAAAGUGUCCCUGUGCCCGGGAGUCCGUGGGGCUGUGGGCCCCGGGGCGGGCCAGGCCAGAGGUCUUGUAAUCUGGGCGCAGACGGCCCUUCUUCUCCUGCCGGGCUGGGCAGAGACCACUGGUGGCCAGGCUCGGGAGUGCUCAGGGACAUCUCAGGAAUUGGGAGCACACCUGGCGAGGCCGCGGUGGCCUUGCUUCUCCCCUUCUCUUCCUGGGGGCUUUUUUUUUUUUCUGGUGACUUGAACUACUGCAGCCCGAGUGUCCCGGGCAUUUGCUCAGAGCUUGGAUUUGGGGUUGGUGGGUGCCCGGAACCUGGUGGAGGGUCCCGUGGGGACCGCGCUGCUCUGCAGAACACAGCAGCAGGAGAGGCUGCCGGCCGGGCCAGGCUGCGGCUCCACCGCCCCAUGGGCACACUCAGGCGCCGUCUGGCUGAAGGCAGCGUCUCACUGCUGUGCCGCAGGCGUUGUGUGCUGCGGGCCAGUCUGCAGCAUCGGGUUCUGUCUGCUGGCCUGCCGCGGGGGAGCCCAGAGCGUUCAGACUCUCCUUGACCAGUUCCAGCCGCCCACUGCGGGGGGGACAGCGCCGUGGGCAGCAGGCCCUGGGCUCCACAGCGUCACUGGGCAGCUGCCUUUCUUUGAUUUGGGACGGGGUGUGUGGGGAUGGCCUGAGUGCUGAGGGAGGGGG